Molecule: messenger RNA, 2625 nt
Organism: Astyanax mexicanus (Mexican tetra)
Lineage: Eukaryota; Metazoa; Chordata; Actinopteri; Characiformes; Acestrorhamphidae
Product: NHL repeat-containing protein 3
Exons: 7
Coding region: 98-1147 (349 amino acids)
Biological process (GO): proteasome-mediated ubiquitin-dependent protein catabolic process; protein polyubiquitination; negative regulation of translation
Molecular function (GO): ubiquitin protein ligase activity; protein binding; translation repressor activity
Source: RefSeq, a predicted model, not a curated record
UGAGCUCAGCCAGUCAUGUGACGGGAGAGCAGUCUCUCGGGUUCAGCUGUGGAGAAGAGAAGCUCUGCCCUGAAAACACAUCCCUUAUAUUUUCUGUAUGAGAAGAAAGAGUAACUUGUGUUUAAUUACUGUAACAAUGGCUAUACUUUUUCUAGUAACGUUCGUCAUGUACACCACCUUCAUGUCACACUCUGCAGCGUCUGGCAGUAGGAGGGACUUCCAGGUGGUGGGGAGACCCCUGUUUAAGCUGGAUAUCUCCUGGCCCCGGUUUCCGGAGUACUUCACCGGGGAGGUGUUCGGGGUGGCGGUCAGUCAGGUGGCUGGUGUGGUGUAUGUGGCUCAGAGAGGUGAGAACAUCCCUAAAGUGCUGGUGUUCAGCACGGAUGGAGAAUUCCUGCAAGCCUGGAACACCAGCACUCUGGAAAUGCCGCACGGCAUCUUCGUGGCCAACGCCUCCUCCCCGGAGCCCUCAGUGUGGGUCACUGAUGUGGGAAACGGACCAUAUGGUCACACAGUAAAGCAGUACUCUCCCUCGGGGAAGCUCCUGCAGGUGCUGGGAACAGCAGGAAAGGCAGGCUCAUCCCUCACACCUCUACAGUUUGAUCAGCCUGCUGAAAUUUUUGUCCACGAUGCCACUGGAGAGAUUUACAUUGUGGAUGGGGAUGGUGGAUUGAACAACCGCCUAAUAAAACUGUCUAAAGAUCUGCAGGUGCUGUGGAUGCAUGGGGAGAAAGGGCAGGGACUGGCACAGUUCUACAUUCCCCACAGUGUGGCUGUAGAUAACUCUCAGAGGGUAUGGGUUGCAGACAGAGGAAAUAAGCGCAUCCAGGUGUUUAACUCGGUGACCGGUGACUGGUUGGGGUCAUGGGGAAGCUGCUUCACAGAGGAUGCACCCUACUCUGUCAGGUUCACCCCUGACCAGAAGUACCUGGUAGUUGCUCAGUUAAACACUAACCAGGUCUCUCUGCUGGAAGCUCCACCUGUGGGCAUCAUCGGCCAGUGCCAAGUUGUCAGUUCCAUUCAGUUGGCUGAUGAUGUGAAGCCACACUUGGUAGACCUGGACCAAAAGAGUGGAGAGCUUUACGUGGCAGAAAUCGGAGCCCAGCAGGCCCAGAGGUUCACACCCUUCACAAUGGGCAACUUUUAAAAAAUCUAGAAGCUCAGCUGAUCAGAGUUCAUCAUUCUGUGCUAGAAAUAAACGUAUUUUCCUCAGCACUGUUGAGAUUAGCCUUUCUAAGCAGCAUAAAUUUGGUUCUGGCGUACUUGAGUAACAGCAUUUUGUAAUGCCAUUCCGGAUCCCAUUUCAAUGUGAAAAGGCCAAAAGAAUGCACUUUAUAUAUUAAGAACUAUAAUCAGAGUACUAUGUUCUCAGUGGUGUAUCUGCAAUAUAAGCUAUCCAUGCUGGUGGGUGUUUCGGAUGUUCUGAACUCUUCAACAUCUAUUGGGUGAGAAGCUUGAGGCUGUUUUUUUGCACUUAAAUUGUAUAGUCAGAAAUGUAUAUUAAUAUAUACUCUUGACUGUUCUUGAGUGAUUGAAAUUGAAAGUGAUUUUGAAUGUUCUUGUGAUUGUAUUUGCUACUAAAUAUAUAUAAUUGAACAAUUAUAUUUAGCUUUUUGUAUUUCUGUUUUAGUUUUGUGUUGUAAGAAGUGAAUGUUCAUGGUCCAUUUACUGUUUUUAUAUAUUUAAAGUGGAAAUGUGUUGAUGCCUUUCCUGUGUUUUUGUCUUGCUGCAUACAGCUUUAAUGUACCAAUUUUGGCCUGCGUGAAAGCUGAGUAAGCCUCAUUUAUAUCCUCUUUAUGCUUCCUAUACAUCCACUAGAGCAGAGUUUUCUAAUCCUGGUCCUCUGGGUCCAUUUUCUUGCACAUUUUAGAGCUGCUUAAUCUCACCCAGUUUAAGUCGCUAAUGGUCGAUUUAUUAGUUGAUUAGUUGGAUCAGGAUUGUUAGAAGCAGGGAAAUUACUAAAAUCUGCAGGGCGGUGGACCUCCAGAACCAGGACUGAGAAACGGACUGCACUAGAGGAGAUGUUUAUACAGUGUGGCAGUGGUUGUGUUUUGCUAUCAUUUUUAGUUGUACUCUUUAUUCUUUCAGUGUCCGCAAGCUUUCAGAGAACGUACACAAAUACGGAUGAAAUGAAUAUAUAGUGUACAGACUGAAGGCUUCUUCCGUGUCUGUUCCUAAUGUUGAGCAUAAAUGAGCCUUUACAUUUGUAUGAACAUCAUAAAAAUUAACAGCUGUAAAUUGUGGACUGCAGUCAUUGCAUACAAUAUAUUGUGUUUGCUGUAUCCAUCACUUGUUUUAAGGUUAUUGGUAUUUGGUCAGUUUCAUAUUAGAAAUGUUUUUGUAUUGUCCCACAGUCGUAUUACAACCUUUUACAAAUUACUUUGAUGGUGGAAUAAGAUCCCUCCUUUCUGUAUAUUUUGAAAGAACUGUGUUUUUAUCUUCUCUGGGUUGUUUUAUUAUUGUAUUCAGCUGUUUUGCUGAUAUUGUAUUGUAGAACAAUUGCAAUCUAAUUGUAAUGAUUUAAAUGGUUGAUUCUCUAUGCUUAAAAUUCCAUCAAUCAGUCAGCCUGGGUUGAAAUUCAUAAUGAGUUGUAACAUAAAAAUAAAUAAAAUAUUGUUUCUAGUG